AUGGCAGGCUACAGUAAGACGUACAACCUCCUUGACCCAAAUCAUGUUGCAGAAAUACAAAAAAUGUUGUUCAAAGAGGAUAAUGAUGAAGUUCAUGAGGAUUUUGAAGAUGAAAUAGACACAGAUUGUGAUGAUGCAGUUGAAGUUCGACAGGAAGAUUCAGAAACAGAGGAAAAUGACAGUGAAAAUGACGAGGAAGUACUUGAAGAAAGCCAGAAUUAUUGUAGUGGAAGGGACAAAGAGACAAAAUGGAAUAAAGUUCCACCAUUGCAGAGAGUACAUUUCAGGGCUCACAAUAUAAUUCGAAAGUUACCUCGUCCUAUAGAUGUGGCAAAAGCAUUGAGAACGCCUUUGGAAUCCCGUCCUCGUCGUUGGGAGCUGAUUCCCACGAAGGAUGGCGGAGUCGAGCUUCUCGACCUGACGCAGCCUCUGCCGGAAGUGCGCGUCGACGCGAGCGAUGUCGUCUUCCAGCUCUACACCAAAGCAAAUCCAAGCAGUCCUCAAAUUUUGACAGCCGGUGGUUCUUAUGUUGGAAACUUCGUUGCCUCGAAGCAAACAAAAUUUGUUACUCAUGGAUGGGUGAAUCAAGGAGAUCACAUGAGUGCAAUCCGUGAUGGACUUGCUUCUCUCGGUGCCAGCACCAAUAACAUGCAGCUUGUAGGACACAGCCUAGGCGCCCAUGUCUGUGGUGUUGCAGGCAAUCGUGUUACUGCAGGAAGACUGAAUAGAAUUACAGGCAUGGACCCAGCGGCACCACUCUUUGGUAUAGAGUCUACUGCAGACCGUCUUGAUGCAAGUGAUGCUAGCUUUGUACAGGUGAUACACACCAGUAUUGUAUUUCCUGGCUGGAAAGAUGCUAUGGGAUCAAUUGACUUCUAUCCAAAUGGUGGAUCAUCCAAGCCUGGUUGUGGUAUUGAUGCUGGAGGUGUCUGUAGCCAUGGUCGCUCAACAGAGUUCUUUGCUGAAUCUAUAACAACAGCAACCGGUUUUAACGCACACCAGUGUGGCAGCUGGAAUGACUACAGUAGUGGAAGUUGCGAUGGCAAUCCAACUGCUCUCAUGGGAGAGACUGUAUCAACCAGUGCUUCUGGAACAUACUAUUUGGCAACUGCAAGUUCUUCACCAUAUGCUCUUGGAUAA
Molecule: messenger RNA, 1140 nt
Organism: Schistocerca piceifrons (Central American locust)
Lineage: Eukaryota; Metazoa; Arthropoda; Insecta; Orthoptera; Acrididae
Product: pancreatic triacylglycerol lipase-like
Exons: 7
Coding region: 1-1140 (379 amino acids)
Biological process (GO): lipid metabolic process
Molecular function (GO): lipase activity
Source: RefSeq, a predicted model, not a curated record